CUUCAGGACUCCUGGCCUCUAGUUCAAGUACGUUGGUUCUCACUGUUUUAGCAGGCAUAGCAACUCAAGUCUUGGUUUUUGCUGCGACAGGCAGACACUGGGUGCGGCUUAGCAUCGAACUACUUGGAUAGUUGGACGAUAAUCCGAGCGUUAUGAAAGGCUACAUAUCUAAGCGCUCGUGGGAAAAGUGAUUUGACGGGCUGGAAUAUAUGAAGGUAUGCGGGACUGUCACCGUUCUUCUUCCCAGUGUCCACCCUACAGCAUCGAUAUCUGCAAACCCAACUGGAAUCAUUAAUGUAAUACCAUCUAAUGCUAGGCAGUGGUCAUGCCGCUGCGUCCAAAUCCACGAUGGCUACUUUUGAGUGAUAUCCACUUUCAAGUGCGUGAUCUCGAACGUAUAAAAAGAACGGCAGAAUGGAUUGUGACGUUCACGCGACAGACGCCUGGCAUCAGCCGUGUCAUCAUCUGCGGUGAUGUGCUGACCUCGCGUUCGAUGCAGCCUACUGCUGUCAUCUCUGCCGCCUACCGCUUUCUCUCGGACCUGAGUAGUUCCGUACCACACGUCAACGUGAUCUUGGGAAACCAUGAUCUCGCCUAUCGCCGCGAUUACAGCACUACUGCCCUCGAAGCGCUGAACAUGUCACGCCUAAAGCCCUUCAUAUCGCUUCACGAUGGAGUGAAUAAGUAUAAUUGGGACGGUAGAGAUGUGCUGGUUUUACCUUUUCGUGAAGAUCAAACCGAAUUGACGGCCGCUGUGGCUAAUGUAAAUUCAAAUGAGGCUGCUCACACAGUUGCGUUUGCACAUCUGGCUCUAAACCGCGCUGUGACGCAACGUCAUGUUGUCUACAGUGAUACUACUAAGACAGGAUACUCCAUUCGAUAUCGGGGAACUUUCACUGGCCACUUUCACAGUCACCAAACCAUCAUUCAACCCGAACGAGAUGCCUCACCGGCGAGUUCCGAAGGUCGUCUGCAGGGCAGCGUCACAUAUCUAGGUUCACCGCUACAGUUGACUUGGGCAGACCUUUGCGAUGAAGAACGUGGUGUUGUCCUGCUAGACCCUGUGACAUUAGAGCACGAGUUAAUCGCCAACCCUCAUGCUGUAGGCUAUAUAACCGUCCAAGGCCCAGAGGUAUUGGAUGAGAAGAUCGAUGCCUCAACAGUGCAGGGCAAACACGUUAUGAUGCUGGGGGGGCUUACACGCUUUCAGUAUUGGACUGCCCGAGAUAAGUUGCUGUCGUUUGGUGCUCAGAGUGUGCGUGAAUCACGACCAGCACCCACGUCGCAGGGUGACGCAAAUUCUUUUGUGUACCAUGGCUUAGGCACGUCCAUACCAGAAAGUGACCGGGGUGUUUCUCUUAAAUCUACUGAGCCACUGGAGAUAUAUCCGCCUCUUGCUGAUGAAUUGAAUACGCCGCCACAGCCUGAUGAUCUACCAUCUGUCAAGAUUGACCCCGUGGAAUCCGAAUCCAUGGACCGAGAAAAGCUGAUUCAAUUAGGCCAAAGGUUGAUGAUAGCAUCGGAAGAUGCUACAGCUUUUCCUGAGGAGAAUGCAGCUUAUAAGUUGCUAUUAGACCCCUCCCAUUCCAUCGCCACUCAGGAUGUUUCUCAGGCUCCUACCAAACAAGUCUUUGUGGCCAAACCACGCUCGAUUAAAAUUUCCAAUUUCCUCGGCAUCCAAGACGAAUUCACUAUUGAUUUCGACGGGGAUAUGGGUAAAGGCCUAUCAUUCGUUGUUGGGAGCAACGGUUCAGGGAAAAGCACGCUCAUUGAAGCAAUCGUGUGGUGUCAGUUUGGACGGUGUAUCCGGAAAGGAUUGUCGGUCGGAGAUGUCGUCAACGAUAUUACUGGCCAGAAUUGUAUGGUCAGUCUCUCAUUUUCAAACGGAUACACAAUUUCUCGGUUUCGGAAGCACAAGGUACAUGGCAAUCGCGUUAUCGUGUCACUUAACGGUGUAGAACAACCGCAAUUUGAACAUGGCGAGGCUCGCGCUACUCAAGCUGCGAUUGACGAGCUUUUGGGUAUCGAAUAUGAGGAAUUCAUCAAAGCGGUGGUUUUAGGACAUGAGAGUGCCGCUAGCUUUCUAAGCUCAACGCCCGCUCAGCGUCAGGAUUUCAUUGAAUCGACACUUGGGCUAUCAACCUUGGAUAGGUCGGCUGAUUUAUCCAGAAGAAUGCUGCGGGAGAUUGACGAUGAAUGCACUGGCCUCCGUAGCCAAAUUGAUGCAAUCGAACAGAGCAUGUAUCCCAUACAGCGUCGCAUCGAGAAUGGAGAAAAGGAAUUGCGGCGUUUGCGCUUAGAAGAAGAAGAAGCGAAGAGAGCAAUUAGCCGCGUACAGUCUCCUACCCGGAACGAAACGAGCGAUGGUAAUUCCAAAGAUGACCGAGCCCAUCACACAUUUGAUCGAUAUCCAAAUACACUAAAUUUAAAAUUAGAAGAACUCAAGUCAAAGGUCAAGCAAAGUCAGCAAGCGGUAAACGAAGCCCGAUCUACUUUAAAGAACGCCGAGAAUUGGGACAAGCUCGCCGCAAAACAGCGGCCUUCGGUUCAAAUUACUCAUCAACCUAACAGCCAAUACCAAACUUUGCGAGAUGAACUCCUGAGGCUUAGCUCAAGACAGCGCGAUUCAAAAAUCAUGGAGCACAUCCAUUCAUUCGAGUCGACAAUUGGGCACAUUUCUCAAGCCGUGUCAUGGCUUCAAUCACAUGCAACGAAAGCUACAAAAUGGGUUGGCUCAGCUAACCCAGUAAAUCGAGCGGCACUCCAUUUCAUUCGGAUUGGCUUGAUGACAUUCGGCCGACUCUCAAGUCAUCUCAACAGCCUCCUAGGCCCACUCACAUCGUCUAUUGCUAGGCAGCAGCAGGAAAAUGUAGACGCGAUUCAGAACAUAGUGAAGACACUCGGAGCAGCAUUUCCUCAGGAAAAGGAGAAGACGGCCAAGUUGCCCAAGCGGGACGAUAAGAGCGACAUCAUAAGGUCACCAGAUAAGAAACUCAGUGAACCGAAAAUUACCUUAGAAGAGGCGAGGCAACAACUCUCCUACUCGCUAAAUCAUUUGUCAGAGUUGUUGGAAGAGCAGGGUGUUUUGCAUGAAAUACAGGCCAAACAGCAACGUGAAAUCACAAGGAUGAACGAGGGAACGCGAAAACGAGAAGGCCUCAUAAACAAAUUAGCCGAAAAGAAACGGGAAAUCGAAAUAUAUCAAAAGAUGAUCACAGAAGAAACUUCAAUUCUACAAGAGCAAUCCUCUAGCCAUGCUUCGUUAGUCGCAGACGUUGAGUCAGUAGCAUCUACACGGGAGCUGUUCGCAUUCUGGGAAAGCUCGUUAUCGCGACGACGACUGAAAUCUGCCACGGCCCCAACAUUCCGAGGCUAUAUGUUCGACAAAAGUCUGCAGGAGCUUAACACUGUUGCCUCGAGCAUAUUGCUCGUCCUGUACGAAAAUACUCGGCAUGCUCGCGAACUCACUAAAGGCAUGUUACGAACGAUAAUUGCUAGCGACCCAGAAUAUGAUCAGGACCCCAAGAAUUCGCAAGGCACCGGUCUCCUAGACCAGGGGUUAGGCGUGACCAAGACACUGUCGUAUGCGAAGCGAAGCGGCGGUGAGCGGAAGCGCAUUGACCUAGCUGUCUUCUUCGCUCUCGUUCAGAUUUUACAAGCCAAUAGCAGGCACCGUGCACGCUACAUACUGAUUGACGAGGCGUUCGACAGCCUAGAUGUGGCUGGACAAGCGGCAGUUGUACGAUGGUGCUCACAGCUCACAUCGCGGAUGGACUUUCAACUCGUCGUCACUCAUAGCGACUACUUGAUCAGCUCUGCGCGAAGUCCGUUAAGUGACGACGAUGGUGGUGAGCUACAAAGCCAGUUUUCGGUCCUCUCCGCCACAAUGACCAAAGAGGGUACCAAAUUCACGUAUACCAUAGCAUAG
Messenger RNA from Xylaria bambusicola, 3928 nucleotides. RefSeq names its product P-loop containing nucleoside triphosphate hydrolase protein. The record is from RefSeq and is a predicted model, not a curated record. NCBI's taxonomy places the organism in Eukaryota, Fungi, Ascomycota, Sordariomycetes, Xylariales, Xylariaceae. Gene Ontology annotation, biological process: double-strand break repair. Gene Ontology annotation, molecular function: ATP hydrolysis activity. The transcript has 3 exons. Bases 326 to 3928 code for a protein of 1200 amino acids.